Molecule: messenger RNA, 2085 nt
Organism: Phaeoacremonium minimum UCRPA7
Lineage: Eukaryota; Fungi; Ascomycota; Sordariomycetes; Togniniales; Togniniaceae
Product: putative calponin-like protein
Exons: 2
Coding region: 1-2085 (694 amino acids)
Molecular function (GO): protein binding
Source: RefSeq, a predicted model, not a curated record
AUGGCUUCCGUUUCGUCCUUAGACAAGGACUUGCGCAAAAUGCGCCUCGACAAGUACACCCCAGCCGCCGCGAACGAGGCGCGAUCAUGGAUCGAAGGCAUAUUGGGCGAGCGACUACCUUCGGGCGACCUGUUAGAGUCGCUCAAGGAUGGUGUUGCGCUCUGCAAGCUCAUCAACCUCGCCAUACCGCCGCCGGGGAUCAAGUACAAGCAGUCUGCCAUGCCAUUCGUACAGAUGGAGAAUAUUUCACACUUUCUUCGCGCUUGCAAAGCGCCACCGCUGAACCUCCAGGAGCACGAUGUUUUCUUGACCGUUGACCUCUACGAGUCCAAAGACCCAGCUCAAGUGCUGCAGUGCCUGGGUGCCUUCAGCCGGGCUGCGAACAGUGUCAACCCGUCCAACUUUCCGUCAGCCAUUGGGCCACGAUCAAGUCGCAGCGGUGUUAUGAGCCCCCAGAGCACAGGUCCUUCGACUCCGACUGGCCCAGGUGCGGCGCGUGGGCGAGGGAUCUCCAACGCCAGCAACACAUCGUCUAUAUACGGCACGCGGCAGCCAUUGGUCGCAUCCAAGACUGGUGAUUCGGGAUCUGGUCGCUGGAGCCCUACUAAAAGCCCUACGCAGAACGGAUCGAAAUCGCCAUCAGUCAGCAGCUGGAGCAGGAGGGAGCACGAAGGCGCCACCUCGCCAGCAUGGAACAUCGCCCAGUAUGGGUAUAUGGGUGGCGCAAGUCAAGGUAACCUCGGAAUUGCUUUCGGUGGACGACGACAGAUCACUAGUGCUGGUCCUCACGUCCCUAACCUGGCGGAGAAGGAGCGCCUCCGGAAGGAAAAGGCAGCAGAGGAGGAGAGACAACGACAGCAAAUGGAGGAGGAGGAAGCUCGGCGGAGGGCAGAACUAGAGGCCGAGGAAGAGCGAGCACGGCUUGAAGAGGAGAGACGGUGGGAAGAGGAGACGAGGAAAUUGCGCGAAGAGGAGAAACGCAAGGCUGAGGAAGAGCAGCGUAGGUGGGAAGAGGAAGAGCGCCAGUGGAAGAUUACAGAAGAGAAUAGGCGUAAGGAGGAGCAGGAGGCUGAGGCGCGACUCGCACAAGAGCGCUCACGGUCUAGAAGCAAGAGUGACGCUCGCCUGCGCGGCCAGUUCCUGAGCCAAUAUCAAGCUGAGCAAGGAGAUUCGCCAAAUCCUACAGGAGAAAACGGAGAGUACAGCAGCCGUAUCAAAGAGCUUGAGAAGGAGUUGGAACUUGCCCGUCAAAGGGAGGCUGAUUACGAGCGGGAACGCCAAGAGCGUUCAAGAAAGCCCGUCGAGUCCAAGUCGAGGGCGCGCUCACGCAGCCGUCCUGCUAGACCACCAAGCAGACAGGAUUCCUGGAGCAGGGAUGAGCGUGAGUUCCUUCGGACUCAGCAUCAACAAUACCAACAACCGUCUGUUGAGGCGGCCCCACCGCCUCUUCCACGGCCACUCCCUGAUCCUGCUAUGGCAGCUGCUCCAGCAAAGGUCAAGACACAUCGGACGGGCGAGUCGACGCCGAAAGUGAAGAGCCAUAAUACGGGCGGUUCACGACCGCUACCAGACCCGUCCGCUUACGCAUCACCCCCACAGCCUUCAUCUUCGCCGAACAUGAACCGCUCGUUUGCGUCACCACCUCAGGCAUCAGUUUCACCAAACAUGAACCGGACGGAGCGCUAUCUAGCCUCAAACCCGGCCCCAGUACAAAAGGCUCCUCCGCCGACAUAUUCCCGUGAGCUUGGUGCUACCGCUGAACGGGAUGCCGAGGAUCGUCGCCGAGCACAGUCACAGCAGAACACCAAGGCGGGCGGCUGGGCCUCGAAGUCUUUGCUCGAGCGUGAGAUGGAAAUGGAGCGCCAAAGGCAGCGUGAAUGGGAGGAGUCUCAGAAGGAGACUGCCAAGGCUGUGCGAAGUGGCGACGGCGUUGAUGGCAUCGGCGGUGGCGUAGGCGGGCGAUGGGAUGUGGGCCAGUGGUCUGGUUACACUGGAGGUGACAGCCAGAAUAAGGGUGGGCAAGGAAUAGGUGCUGGUCGACGGCAGAUAGUAGGUCCUCGACCUCUGCCGGGCUCGGGCCGUUGA